UGUAUAAGUGCAUAUCUUCGCGCUACCUAUCUGGAGGAGGACCCUGUUUCUCUCCCGAGGUCCGCAUCAUCAGGAGAGCAUGCGAAGCCCCUGCGCAAAGGACACUCAAUGAAACUGUCGUGCGAAACGACACCAAUAAAUAUUAGCCUCAUAGCUUUGCAGUAACACUAAAAAAGGAGGACGUUGAGGAGGGUGUGAAUUGCUUGAAGGGGAUUCUCCUGUUCGCUUUAUUUUCUAGUCGUGUGAAGGAGACACGGUCAUUCAUCAGAGAAGAUGGGGAACCGUGGGAUGGAGGAUCUUAUUCCUCUGAUGAAUAAGAUGCAGGAUGCAUUCGCUGCCAUCGGACAAAAUGCCGACAUGGACCUCCCUCAAAUCGCUGUGGUGGGGGGACAGAGCGCAGGAAAGAGCUCUGUGCUGGAGAACUUCGUGGGCAAGGACUUCCUGCCCCGUGGCUCUGGUAUUGUCACACGUCGCCCCCUGGUGUUGCAGCUCAUCAACUGCCCCACAGAGUAUGCUGAGUUUCUACACUGCAAAGGGAAGAAGUUCACAGACUUUGAUGAGGUGCGUCUGGAGAUCGAGGCGGAAACUGACAGAGCCACGGGACAGAACAAAGGCAUCUCACCUGUGCCAAUCAACCUGAGGGUGUACUCUCCACAUGUGUUGAACCUGACUCUGGUGGACCUGCCGGGGAUGACCAAAGUCCCCGUGGGAGACCAGCCGGCGGACAUCGAGCAGCAGAUCAAAGACAUGCUCACACAGUUCGUCACCAAGGACAACUGCCUUCUGCUGGCUGUGUCCCCUGCCAAUGCUGACCUGGCCAACUCAGACGCCCUCAAGAUCGCCAAAGAGGUCGACCCGCAAGGUCUCAGGACCAUUGGUGUUAUUACUAAACUGGACCUGAUGGACGAAGGAACUGAUGCUCGUGAAAUUCUGGAGAACAAGCUCCUCCCACUGCGCAGAGGCUACAUUGGUGUAGUAAACCGCAGCCAGAAGGAUAUUGAUGGAAAGAAGGACAUCACGGCUGCCAUGGCAGCCGAGAGGAAGUUCUUCAUGACACACCCUUCGUACCGACACCUGGCUGAACGCAUGGGUACCACCUACCUGCAGAAGACCCUCAACCAGCAACUGACCAAUCACAUCCGCGACACGCUGCCGGCGCUGCGGAACAAGUUACAGAGCCAGCUACUGUCCAUUGAGAAGGAGGUGGAAGAGUACAAGAACUUCAGGCCAGACGACCCCUCACGCAAGACCAAAGCCUUACUACAGAUGGUGCAGCAGUUUGCCGUGGACUUUGAGAAGUGCAUAGAGGGCUCAGGUGAUCAGAUUGACACCUAUGAGCUGUCAGGAGGUGCUCGCAUCAACCGCAUCUUCCAUGAGCGCUUCCCCUUCGAGCUUGUCAAGAUGGAGUGUGAUGAGAAGGAGCUGCGCAAGGAGAUCAGCUAUGCCAUCAAGAACAUCCACGGCAUCAGGACCGGCCUUUUCACCCCGGAUAUGGCCUUUGAGACCAUCGUGAAGAGGCAGAUCGCCAAGAUCAAGGAGCCCUGCCAGAAGUGUGUGGACCUGGUCAUCACAGAGCUGGUCAACACCGUGAGGCAGUGCACCAAGAAGCUUGCCCAGUACCCGUUGCUGAGAGAGGAGAUGGAGAGGAUCGUCACCCAGCACAUCAGAGACCGCGAAAGCCGCUCUAAAAACCAGGUGAUUCUUCUGAUUGACAUUGAGCUGGCCUAUAUGAACACCAACCAUGAGGAUUUCAUUGGAUUCGCCAAUGCUCAGCAGAGGAGCAAUCAAAUGAGCAAGAAAUCAGCUGGAAAUCAGCAGGAUGAGAUAAUGGUGAUCAGGAAGGGCUGGCUGACCAUCAACAACAUUAGCAUCAUGAAGGGCGGGGCCAAAGAGUACUGGUUUACUCUGACUGCAGAGAACCUCUCCUGGUACAAGGAUGACGAGGAGAAAGAGAAGAAGUACAUGCUGCAGGUGGACAACCUGAAGCUGCGUGACAUUGAGAAGGGCUUUAUGUCCAGCAAGCACGUCUUCGCCCUGUUUAACACUGAGCAGAGGAAUGUGUAUAAGGACUACCGUCAGCUGGAGCUGGCCUGUGAGGGUCAGGAGGAUGUAGACAGCUGGAAAGCCUCAUUCCUGCGUGCUGGAGUUUACCCAGAACGUGUUGUGGACAAGGAGAAGAGUGACUCUACUGAGGAGAGCAGCUCAGAUGGCUUCAUGCACUCCAUCGACCCCCAGCUGGAGAGGCAGGUGGAGACCAUCCGCAGCCUGGUCGACUCCUACAUGGGCAUCGUCAACAGGACCGUCCGCGACCUCAUCCCCAAGACCAUCAUGCACCUGAUGAUCAGCAAUACUAAGGAGUUUAUCCAUGCUGAUCUGCUGGCGCAGCUGUACUCGUGCGGGGAGCAGGACUCUCUGAUGGAGGAGUCGACGGAGCAGGCUCAGCACCGCGACGAGAUGUUGCGCAUGUACCACGCCCUGCGCGAGGCCCUCCACAUCAUCGGAGACAUCAGCACCACCACCAUCACCACGGCGAUGCCCCCGCCCGUCGACACCUCCUGGCUGCAGGUGCAGGGAGGACCCUCGGGACGCAGGUACGCAAGGAGGGAGAGAUAGAGGGAUGGAGGGAAA
Messenger RNA from Clupea harengus (Atlantic herring), 2628 nucleotides. RefSeq names its product dynamin 1b (gene dnm1b). Gene Ontology annotation, biological process: receptor internalization; synaptic vesicle budding from presynaptic endocytic zone membrane. NCBI's taxonomy places the organism in Eukaryota, Metazoa, Chordata, Actinopteri, Clupeiformes, Clupeidae. The transcript has 20 exons. The coding region runs from base 274 to 2613 and encodes 779 amino acids. Gene Ontology annotation, molecular function: GTP binding; microtubule binding; GTPase activity. Gene Ontology annotation, cellular component: cytoplasm; microtubule; plasma membrane. The record is from RefSeq and is a predicted model, not a curated record.